UCCAUCGCGCCUCUCUUCUAGUUCUCGAGACUUUCAGCAAAACUAGCUCAGCAGCUACAAUGGCCAUGAAUUUCAUGGCCGUCUCUCUUUAUUCACCUCGCUCGAUCUGUCCACCUCGCCAUUCCCUCGUUCCCCUUCACCUUGCUUCUUCCCAUCGUUUAGCCACUUUCUCUGCCGGACCAAGAAUUCCAAUCCAAUGCGCCACCAAAGACAACAAGGAAACAACCCCUCCCACUGCACCACCGACGCAAAUCUUCGAUCCCAAGAAAGGAGUGGCGCUUUACAAGCCUAAGUCAUACGAUGUUCUCGUAACCGAUGCCGCUAACUCCCUCGCUUAUGCUAUUCAAGAUGGCCAAACCCGUAUCGAGAUUGAUUUCCCGCCCUUACCGAGCAAUAUUUCUUCUUAUAAGGGAUCUUCAGAUGAUUUCAUCGAUGCCAACAUUCAACUUGCCUUGGCUGUUGUCAGGAAACUCCAACAGAAAGUGGAAACUCGAGCUUGCAUAGUGUUUCCUGAUAAACCAGAAAAGCGCAGGGCCUCAGAGCUUUUCAAAGCAGCCCUUGACUCGAUUGAUGGUAUAUCUAUAGGCUCCCUUGACGAUGUCCCUAGUGGAGCUGUCACCACAUUCUUCAAAUCUAUCAAGAACACUCUGGAUUUUGAUUUUGAAGAUGAAAAUGAAGGUCGUUGGGAAUCCAAGGAGCCACCGACUCUUUAUAUAUUUAUUAAUUGUAGCACACGUGAACUUUCUGUUAUAGAGAAGUAUGUGGAAAAGUAUGCACCGUCCACCCCCACACUUCUAUUCAAUCUUGAACUUGACACUUUACGUGCUGACUUGGGUCUUUUGGGGUUUCCUCCCAAAGAUUUGCACUAUCGAUUUCUUUCACGAUUCAUCCCCGUCUUCUAUAUACGGAUUAGGGAGUACUCCAAGACGGUAGCUGUUGCACCUUUUGUCGUGAACUACAGUGGAGCACUAUUUCGCCAGUAUCCUGGACCUUGGCAGGUGAUGCUAAAGCAAUCGGAUGGUUCUUAUGCUUGUGUAGCUGAGAGUGCAACUCGUUUCACUCUGGGAGAGACCAAGGAAGAACUGCUGCGGGUCCUUGGAUUGCAAGAGGAACAAGGAAGCCAACUAGAAUUUCUUCGCAGAGGCUACAAGACUUCCACUUGGUGGGAAGAGGAUGUUGAAUUGGAGGUAUCUUCUGCAUGGCGUAGUUGAGCAAACUGAAUGUUAAAUACAGCAAGAUGUCUCGCAUAUAGAUGGUGAAGUUUGAUGAUGCUCGGAACAUUCUUUUCCUUAUAGAUUUCUUUUAAACCCUUUCGUUUAGAUUCCCCUGUAAUUAAUCCCCUUCUUACAAAUCAGAGUAAGCAACAAGAACUUGUUUGUUUCAGACUAGUGGAGAAGACAGUAAGAGGAAGUAAAGUGAUAUUCAAGGUUGUUCAUAUGAUUUCCUGAUAAACAUCA
Messenger RNA from Hibiscus syriacus, 1457 nucleotides. Its product is annotated as protein LOW PSII ACCUMULATION 3, chloroplastic-like. The coding region runs from base 60 to 1211 and encodes 383 amino acids. The record is from RefSeq and is a predicted model, not a curated record. NCBI's taxonomy places the organism in Eukaryota, Viridiplantae, Streptophyta, Magnoliopsida, Malvales, Malvaceae. The transcript is spliced from 12 exons.